AUGUUGCUGCCUCCAGUAAAUGAGGUUGAAAAACGUUCUAACAUAGAGUUUGGCGCGAAAGGGGAACAUACAGAAAGUAGUGAUGUAAUCGAUGACUUUGCCAAAUGGGAUUCUGCCCUGGUUUAUGAUCAAUACGAAGGCGAUGAAGAUGUGAUUGAAGAGUUCCAUGGACAACUAUAUAAUGAAGUAAAAGCUCUUUAUAUCCAACUUGAUUUUCAAUUUGAAGGUUUAUCUUUGGGGUUGGAUUUGAGCUCUACUGUUGGGGUUGGAAGAAGAAGAGGCUCUGGCUUGGUUGUGAGGGCCGGAAAGGCUGCCCUGUGUCUAACCAAGAGAAGUAGGUCCAGGAAAUCCUUGGCUCGAACUCAUGGCUUCCGUAGACGCAUGAGAACCACUGGUGGGAGAGCAAUGAUGAAGCGCCGACGUGCUAAGGGGCGGAAGGUCCUCUGCACGAAGAGCAAUCCCAAUAGUGGAAAACGGGCCUGAUUGCGUCUUUUCAUAUUCAGUUUAUUAGGUAAAUGCAAUGGCAUGUAAGGUAAUGAUGUCCAAUAGCUUAUUCUUGUGAACAAAGGCAGAAUUUCAAACUUAUUUCUCAUGAUACCUUUUGUAUUGUUUCACUUGGAAAGGCUAAUUUUUUUUUUUUGUUUGAA
Messenger RNA from Pyrus x bretschneideri (Chinese white pear), 647 nucleotides. Its product is annotated as 50S ribosomal protein L34, chloroplastic-like. Lineage: Eukaryota; Viridiplantae; Streptophyta; Magnoliopsida; Rosales; Rosaceae. Gene Ontology annotation, molecular function: structural constituent of ribosome. Gene Ontology annotation, biological process: translation. The transcript is spliced from 3 exons. Gene Ontology annotation, cellular component: ribosome; mitochondrial large ribosomal subunit. Bases 1 to 483 code for a protein of 160 amino acids. The record is from RefSeq and is a predicted model, not a curated record.